AUGCAUAGCUGGAAGGAGAGGGAACGACUUCCCAUUGCCAUCUUCUCUGGCUGUAGCGAAACACUCCGGUUGCCUGUGUGGGGGCUGUGGGACUGGCAGCAUGUCAGCAGUGACAGAGCUGUCCCUCCAAAACUGAAGAAACUGAAGAGCCCAAAUGUUCACGUGGGUGAGAAGAUUUCACUGAAAUGUGAGGCGACAGCUGGCAACCCUCAGCCCUCCUACAAAUGGUUUAAAGAUGGCAAGGAGCUGAAGAAGAGCAAAGACAUCCGCAUCAAAUAUGGGAACGGCAAAAAGAUUUCCAGACUGCAGUUCAACAAGGUGAAGCUGGAAGAUGCUGGGGAGUACAGCUGCGAAGCAGAGAAAAAAAAAAAAUGGUUGAAUCCAGGCCCGGGAAAAGGUUCUGAGUUAACAGCACAUCUUGUGAUUUGGAGACUCAAAGUUUGGGGAAACCUCUGGAUGCCUCUGCAGGAACAUGGCAUUGCAAAAAGUGGAACAACGAAAGCACCACAAGUCUUACCAGCCUCAGAAACUAAAAUAGUUGUUAUGGAAGAAGAGUUAACUACAACUCUCUCCUCCUGGUCUGGGCAUGCUAGAAAAUGCAACGAAACAGCCAAGUCCUAUUGUGUCAAUGGUGGGGUAUGCUACUACAUCGAAGGGAUUAAUCAGCUGUCUUGCAAAUGUCCAAAUGGAUUCUUCGGACAGAGAUGUUUGGAGAAACUGCCUUUGCGAUUGUACAUGCCAGAUCCUAAGCAAAAAGCUGAAGAGCUUUACCAGAAGAGAGUUUUAACCAUCACUGGAAUCUGUGUUGCCUUGCUUGUUGUGGGCAUCGUCUGUGUGGUAGCUUACUGUAAAACCAAGAAACAACGAAAGCAAAUGCAUAAUCAUUUACGACAGAACAUGUGUCCUGCCCAUCAGAACCGAAGUCUUGCAAAUGGGCCAAGUCACCCACGCUUGGAUCCUGAGGAAAUUCAAAUGGCUGAUUACAUUUCUAAGAACGUUCCUGCCACUGAACAUGUGAUCCGAAGGGAAACAGAGACAACUUUUUCAGGAAGUCAUUCCUCCUCCCCAUCCCAUCACUGCUCCACAGCCACUCCAACUUCCAGCCAGAGACACGAAAGCCACACAUGGAGCUUGGAGCGGACAGAGAGCCUGACUUCAGAUUCCCAGUCGGGGAUAAUGCUGUCCUCAGUGGGAACCAGUAAAUGCAACAGCCCUGCAUGUGUGGAAGCUCGGGCCCGCCGUGGGGCCGCGUACUGCAUUGAGGACUCGAGGAGGCCCAUGACGCAGUAUCGGGAUUCCGUGGAUUCUCUGCGGGACUCACCACACAGCGAGAGGUAUGUGUCGGCCUUGACCACACCAGCACGCCUUUCGCCCGUUGACUUCCAGUACUCGGUGGCUUCACAGGUGCCCACUUUUGAGAUCACCUCCCCCAACUCCGCACAUGCCGUGUCCCUGCCGCCCGCAGCCCCCAUCAGCUUCCGCGUGGAGGAACAACAGCCCCUCCUGCGGCGGUACCAGGUUCCCUUCCAGGACAUGCAGAGAUACGACAGCUACUACCAAAGGAAGACCUACCUAAAUGACAGCAUGGGGAGCCUGCCUUCCAGCCCCUUCCGCAUCACGGAGGAUGACGAGUACGAGACAACGCAGGAGUACGUCACAGCGCUAGAGCAGCCAAAGAAAACAGCCAGCAGCAACAGGCGGUGGAAAAAAUCCAAACUGAACGGGCACGUCUCUCACAGAGCCAGAGCGGUCCGGGACUCGUUCUCCUUGAGCAGCGCCUCUUACAGCGAGUCUGACGAGGAGCUUGUGGCCGAGAGCACCCCCUUCCUAAGCAUUCAGAACAAUGACGCAAUGAACACAGAUUCACCCCCGCUCUAUCGGCCAGGCGACAGCCGGACUUACUAUUCCUACAGCAGACACAGCACUCACGGGGAAAGUGGGCAGAGCAGCUUGACACACACGACACCCAAACAAGACCCGGAUCCUCUCUAGAAGUCUCACAAACUCACACACCCACAAACACACCUGUAUGGAAAAGGCGGAGGAGGGAGUCAAAACAAAACAAAUAAAUAAAUAUUUUUAUUUUAUAUAAAA
Messenger RNA from Tinamus guttatus (white-throated tinamou), 2094 nucleotides. The record is from RefSeq and is a predicted model, not a curated record. Lineage: Eukaryota; Metazoa; Chordata; Aves; Tinamiformes; Tinamidae.